This is a messenger RNA of Truncatella angustata, 1215 nucleotides long. RefSeq lists its product as uncharacterized. The transcript has a single exon. Lineage: Eukaryota; Fungi; Ascomycota; Sordariomycetes; Amphisphaeriales; Sporocadaceae. The coding region runs from base 124 to 1131 and encodes 335 amino acids. The record is from RefSeq and is a predicted model, not a curated record.
CGUCUCGAAUUAAGAGCCCUGCGAUUUGCAGCCAAGCGCAGCCAUUGCAACUUUCCAAUUCACCAAUCGACCCGGAGCUCUUGCGCACCUGCGAGUCUGCGUGUAGCAACUUUGUCAGUCACAAUGGCAAACCCAGCAUCAAAAUGUCGCGGUUUCACCCACCCAGUCAUCCUUCUGAUCAGGAGUUCUCUUCCGCCCACAGCCCGGCCGAAUGUCUCCAAAUCUGGCACAUCACCAUGUCUGCGAUUGCAACAGUCAUCCCGUUUCUUCGCCAGCGGGAUGCGCCCGAGCAAGAAGACCGUGACAAAUUCGAAACCCCUCCCCGUCGUAAAAACCACAGCCAAAGCCGCAGCGCCCUCCACCCGUCCCGCCGCAUCCUCCUCAUAUGCACAAGCAUUGGCUCAAAGACCAGGUGGCGCUGUACUCUAUGAAGGAGCCGGCCAGAGAGCCUUCAUAGCCUCUAGCUAUAUGGCCGGCUUUACCUGUAUAGGUGGUGCCGCCCUGAACACCAUCUUCAACGUCUACAAUGUCCCUCCAGGAGUGCCCGAGUGGACCGCCUACGCCUUUGGCUCCGUCGGUCUGAUGCUGGCCAUCCUUGGUAUGAACUUCGUCCUGAAGCCCGCCAACAUUGUGCGCAGGAUUACCUUGCUACCCGCCGUCGCCGCCGCCCCCAAGACAAAAGGCGGCUAUGUCCCACCGGCGAAACUACAGGUCGAGGUCCUCUACCGAAGACUCAAUCCCAUCCCCGGCCUCCCGCUGAAGAAACAGAUAGUCGAGCCUCGGGAUAUAGUCCUCAAGUCCAGGAUGUAUAAUCCUAGACCAUUCGGCUCCCAACCUGGACCCACCUUGUCCCAGGAAUGGAUUCAACACAAGAAAGCCAAGUCGGGCUACGACAAGGAACACCUCAUGACUGCACCCAUCCGCGAUGCCGGCUGGAUCUUCUCGGGUUUCUUCGCUGCUGUACGGCGAGGUCUCACCGGAGAAGGAUUUGCGCCCAUCGAGGUCAAGGGACAAAUGCUCAAGCUUGACAUCUCGAACGGCUAUAUUUUAGAGGAGGGCAAGGCCAUGGAUAGGGUCUUGAGAAUUGAGGAGGAGCAGGACAGCAGGCCCUCCAUGCUCUUCAAGUCCUGAUGGGGAGGAGCGACUGCUCUGGUCAACUGUAUUCCUAUGUGUACUUAUACAUGUACAUCGGCAGACCUUGUCAGCAUGCCUAUC